Messenger RNA from Arabidopsis lyrata subsp. lyrata, 2138 nucleotides. RefSeq names its product palmitoyl-acyl carrier protein thioesterase, chloroplastic. The coding region runs from base 511 to 1746 and encodes 411 amino acids. The record is from RefSeq and is a predicted model, not a curated record. Gene Ontology annotation, biological process: fatty acid biosynthetic process. Lineage: Eukaryota; Viridiplantae; Streptophyta; Magnoliopsida; Brassicales; Brassicaceae. Gene Ontology annotation, molecular function: fatty acyl-[ACP] hydrolase activity; acyl carrier activity. The transcript has 6 exons.
ACAAAUUUAAUAAAUUUGCCUAAUUAGGUUAACCAAUCUUGUAACAAGAAAGGGGUAAAAUGGGAAAUAUAGAAAAAAUAAAAAUGUGUUGUUGUUUUGAAACUACGAGAAGAAGGAAAGGCAAUAUAUAUAUACUCCUAUAAGCUAAUCUCAUAUCCACAUUUCUCUCUCACCCACCUUAUAGACUUUUCUCGGCUUUUUUUUUCUCUAAUCACAAAAUUUGUAUUUUUUUUGUUUUCCCGAAAAAGUAUUGAGAAUCGCAAAAAAUUGAAUUGCAAAACAAUAGGAUUUGAGAAGGAAAAUACAAAAAAACAAAACACAAAACAAAAAAAAAAAAAGUUUUAAACAAAAGGCAGAGGAGAUCGUGAGAGACAGGGAGGCUGCCGAAGAAAGGAGAAUUUAGGGUUUGGAGACUUUGCAGAUAUUUGGCGUUACGUUUUUUUGUAUUUCUUCAAUAAUUUCUCAUCUGCUCUCUUCAUAUUGUGUCUUUGAACGCUUCAUCUCCUCGUCAUGGUGGCCACCUCUGCUACUUCUUCAUUCUUUCCUGUACCGUCUUCUUCGCUUGAUCCUAAUGGAAAAGGCAACAAGAUUGGUUCCACGAAUCUUGCUGGACUCAAUCCUGCACCAAACUCUGGUAGGAUGAAGGUUAAACCAAACGCUCAGGCUCCACCUAAGAUUAAUGGGAAAAAGGUUGGUUUGCCUGGUUCUGUAGAUAUCGUAAGGACUGAUAUCGAGGCGUCACACCCUGCGCCAAGAACUUUCAUCAACCAGUUACCUGACUGGAGCAUGCUUCUUGCUGCUAUAACAACGAUUUUCUUAGCAGCUGAGAAACAGUGGAUGAUGCUUGAUUGGAAACCCAGGCGUUCUGACAUGCUGGUGGAUCCGUUUGGUAUAGGGAGAAUUGUUCAGGAUGGCCUUGUGUUCCGUCAGAAUUUCUCCAUUAGGUCAUAUGAAAUAGGUGCUGAUCGCUCUGCAUCUAUAGAAACCGUUAUGAAUCAUUUGCAGGAAACGGCGCUUAAUCAUGUUAAGACUGCUGGAUUGCUGGGAGAUGGAUUUGGUUCUACCCCUGAGAUGUUUAAGAAGAACUUGAUAUGGGUCGUCACUCGUAUGCAGGUGGUGGUUGAUAAAUAUCCUACUUGGGGAGAUGUUGUUGAAGUAGAUACCUGGGUCAGUCAGUCUGGAAAGAAUGGUAUGCGUCGUGAUUGGUUAGUUCGGGAUUGCAAUACUGGAGAAACCUUAACACGAGCAUCAAGUGUGUGGGUGAUGAUGAAUAAAUUGACAAGGAGAUUGUCAAAGAUUCCUGAAGAGGUUCGAGGGGAAAUAGAGCCUUAUUUUGUGAAUUCUGAUCCCGUCCUUGCUGAGGACAGCAGAAAGUUAACAAAACUUGAUGACAAGACUGCUGACUAUGUUCGAUCUGGUCUCACUCCGCGAUGGAGUGACCUAGAUGUUAACCAGCAUGUUAAUAAUGUAAAGUACAUUGGGUGGAUCCUGGAGAGUGCUCCAGUGGGAAUAAUGGAGAGGCAGAAGCUGAAAAGCAUGACUCUGGAGUAUCGGAGGGAAUGCGGAAGAGACAGUGUGCUUCAGUCCCUCACCGCAGUUUCAGGUUGCGAUAUCGGUAACCUGGCAACAGCGGGGGAUGUGGAAUGUCAGCAUUUGCUCCGACUCCAGGAUGGAGCGGAAGUGGUGAGAGGAAGAACAGAGUGGAGUAGUAAAACACCAACAACAACUUGGGGAACUGCACCGUAAAAAAAAACCCACAACAAUGGCUCAUUUGGUUCCUUUGUAACUAUAUCUGCUGCCACCCUGCUUGCUUGCAACCACCACCACAAUUUCAUGUCCUCCCCUCAAAAGUUUCGGCCACCAACCCUUUGUAUAUUUCUUUUUUUUUCCGAUGGAGAUUUAUUAUAUUUAUUUAAUCUUUCUAUUUAUUUUUUGCUUGAUGGGAAAUGGGUGUCGUGUAUCAUUACGAUUUACGAAUUAUGAUGUUAUGUAACCCAUGUGCCGGCGCAAGACAAAGGCAUCAACUCUCUUAUCCUAAAUUUAUUGUACUUUUGUUGAGUUUUGUAGUUGUUUCCAGCUAAACAAGCACGUGGACGAUCCUUGUAAUGAAUUAUGAAUGUGAUGCUUGUACCUGUAAA